UAAUUUACACGGACUAUGUAUAACUGUGUACGUAUGCACGGUUGCGCGCACACAGAGUAAUACGCAACACAAGAACCGUCUCUAAACGCAUUUUCGUGGUUGCAUUCUCUCUCUCUAUCUCUCGUGGCUUCACGCGCCCUCUCUCUCUCUCUCUCUCUCUCAUCUGUGUCAGAAUUUGAUGAUUUCUUCGUCAGAAGGCAUACGAAGAUGAGAUCGAUUGCGAGCUUUCCUUCUCUCGAUAAUGGUGGAAAUACGAAGAUUUAAGCUCAAAAACAGGUAGCUAUAAUUAUCUCUCUCUCUCCAGACAUCACAUUUCUUCCGACAACUCCAAGUAAGAACCACCAUGACAUUGAGCAACCUUAAGCUUGGGGUGGAUGUGGUCAGCGCUCACAACCUUCUGCCUAAAGAUGGGCAGGGUUCCUCCAGUGCUUUUGUGGAGCUCCAUUUUGAUGGCCAGAAGUUUCGCACCACUAUCAAGGAGAAGGAUCUCAACCCUGUUUGGGAUGAGAGCUUCUAUUUCAACAUAUCUGACCCUUCCAACCUCCACAAUCUCACUCUUGAUGGUUACAUCUACAAUAAUAUCAAAGCCACCCAUUCCAGGUCCUUCCUUGGAAAGGUUUGCCUGAAUGGGACUUCAUUUGUUCCCUACUCGGAUGCGGUUGUCUUGCACUACCCUCUGGAAAAACGUGGGAUCUUCUCACGUGUAAGAGGAGAGCUCGGUCUUAAAGUUUAUAUUACUGAUGAUCCAUCAAUAAAAUCCUCUAACCCACUUCCUGCAGCUGAGGACACUCAGGCUCACACCCAAUCAGUUCUAAAUCAGGCUCCAAGCACUUUUUCAAACGUCAAAACCGAGUCAAGGCACACCUUCCAUCAUCUCCCAAACCCUAAUCAUCCCCAACAGCAGCAACAUUCUCCUGUUGUUGCAGUGCCCCAUCAAGUAACAAAGUAUGGGGCUGAUGAGAUGAAAGCUGAACCUCAGCCUCCAAAGCUUGUUCGUAUGUACUCAGCAUCAUCAGCACAACCUGUUGAUUAUGCCCUUAAAGAGACGAGCCCAUUCCUUGGCGGGGGACGAGUUGUAGGGGGUCGUGUCAUUCGUACUGACAAGGCUGCUUACACUUAUGAUCUUGUUGAACAGAUGCACUUCCUCUUUGUAAGAGUUGUUAAGGCUCGUGAUCUUCCUGCAAUGGAUGUUACAGGGAGUCUUGAUCCAUAUGUUGAAGUGAAAAUUGGAAAUUAUAAAGGAGUUACAAAACAUUUAGAGAAACAGCAGAAUCCGAUGUGGAAUGUGGUGUUUGCCUUCUCAAGGGAGCGGAUGCAAGCAUCUGUACUAGAAGUUGUGGUUAAGGACAAGGAUUUGCUCAAGGAUGACUAUGUUGGCACUGUAAGGUUUGACCUCAGUGAGGUUCCCAUGCGGGUUCCACCGGAUAGUCCACUAGCUCCAGAGUGGUACCGGCUUGGGGACAAGAAGGGAGAGAAAAUAAAGGGUGAGCUGAUGCUAGCAGUUUGGAUUGGCACCCAAGCAGAUGAGGCUUUUCCUGAUGCAUGGCAUUCUGAUGCUGCUACACCUGUUGACAGUUCGGGAGCUGCAUCAACACUAAUACGUUCAAAGGUCUAUCACGCACCACGAUUAUGGUACGUACGUGUUAACGUUGUUGAGGCACAGGACUUGAUUCCCUCGGAGAAGAACCGUUUCCCUGAUGUAUAUGUAAAGGCACAUAUUGGAAACCAAGUGAUGAAGACAAGGACAGUUCAGGCUCGGACACUGAACCCCCUCUGGAAUGAAGAUCUCUUGUUCAUUGCUGCUGAACCCUUCGAAGAUCAUCUCAUCCUUACAGUUGAAGAUCGUGUGGGUCCCGGCAAAGAUGAGAUUAUUGGGAGGGUCAUCAUUCCGUUGAGCAUUGUAGAGAAGCGUGCUGAUGAUCGGAUAAUUCAUUCUCGUUGGUUUAACCUGGAAAAGCCGGUUGUUGUGGAUGUGGAUCAGCUGAAGAAAGAGAAGUUCUCUAUGAGGCUCCAUCUCCGAGUCUGUCUAGAUGGAGGCUACCAUGUUCUUGAUGAGUCGACUCACUAUAGUAGUGAUCUUCGCCCCACAGCAAAACAACUUUGGAAGCCAUCAAUUGGGGUUUUGGAACUAGGCAUUCUAAAUGCUGUAGGACUCCACCCUAUGAAAACACGAGAUGGAAAGGGCACAUCAGAUACAUACUGUGUAGCAAAGUAUGGUCAUAAAUGGGUCCGAACUCGAACCAUUGUUGACAAUCUGUGCCCAAAGUACAACGAGCAGUAUACUUGGGAGGUUUUCGACCCUGCAACAGUUCUCACUGUUGGUGUUUUCGACAACAGUCAGCUUGGGGAAAAGGGUAGCAAGGACCUUAAGAUUGGGAAGGUUCGAAUUCGUAUUUCGACGCUGGAAACAGGCCGUGUUUAUACACACUCCUAUCCAUUGCUGGUUCUUCACCCAACUGGAGUUAAGAAAAUGGGGGAGGUGCAUUUGGCUAUACGAUUUUCAUGCACAUCUUUUGUGAACAUGCUCCAUAUAUACUCUCGUCCACUGUUACCCAAAAUGCACUACGUAAGGCCAUUCACUGUUAUGCAGCUUGACAUGCUACGCCACCAAGCUGUUAACAUAGUGGCUGCACGGCUAGGUCGAGCAGAACCCCCACUUCGGAAGGAGGUGGUAGAAUACAUGUCUGAUGUGGACUCACACCUUUGGAGCAUGCGCCGUAGCAAGGCAAAUUUCUUCCGGCUAAUGACUGUUUUCUCGGGACUAUUUGCUGUUGGGAAAUGGUUUGGGGAUAUUUGCAUGUGGAAGAACCCCAUCACUACCGUGCUUGUUCAUGUGCUGUUUGUCAUGCUUGUUUGCUUCCCAGAACUGAUUUUGCCCACAGUUUUCCUUUACAUGUUUCUAAUUGGAAUUUGGAACUUUCGGUACCGGCCAAGGUACCCUCCCCACAUGAACACAAAGAUCUCGCAAGCUGAGGCUGUGCACCCUGAUGAGCUUGACGAGGAGUUUGACACAUUUCCAACAAGCCGAAGUCCAGAGCUAGUGAGAAUGAGGUAUGAUCGGCUGAGAAGCGUGGCUGGUAGGAUUCAGACUGUUGUGGGAGAUAUCGCAACUCAAGGAGAGCGUUUCCAGUCACUGCUAAGCUGGCGAGACCCGCGUGCUACAGCCAUCUUUGUGAUAUUCUGCCUCAUAGCGGCCAUAGUGUUGUAUGUGACACCAUUCCAGGUGGUGGCAGCUUUGGCAGGGAUUUAUAUGAUGAGGCAUCCCAGAUUCCGCUAUCGGUUGCCAUCAGUGCCCAUCAACUUCUUCCGCCGCCUGCCAGCUAGGACAGACAGUAUGCUGUAAGUCGGUGGUGACUGGGUGUUUCCAGCUGGGAUUCAGGACUUGUUUGUUCUUCACCUAUGCUUGUAGGUAUUAGACUGCUAUUCCCCCUUCUGUUUCUUAUGUACCCAUGUAUUGGACUUGAGUAGAUUAUGAUAAGACAUUCAGCCCAUGAAUAAUUCCUGUAUGAUCUUUUUACAUAAUAAGUUUGUUUAGAUGAAUUACAUCUCAAGAAUAGGUAAAUUGAAUUUUGUUCAA
Molecule: messenger RNA, 3577 nt
Organism: Cornus florida
Lineage: Eukaryota; Viridiplantae; Streptophyta; Magnoliopsida; Cornales; Cornaceae
Product: multiple C2 domain and transmembrane region protein 7
Exons: 2
Coding region: 344-3343 (999 amino acids)
Source: RefSeq, a predicted model, not a curated record